Linum tenue is the source of this 6429-nucleotide messenger RNA. The record is from the annotation of a GenBank genome assembly. Lineage: Eukaryota; Viridiplantae; Streptophyta; Magnoliopsida; Malpighiales; Linaceae.
GUAAACGAAUCCCAACCUUUUGGAGGCCUUCACAUCGUUCCAAAAACGAGAAACUGCAGAAGUCCAUAGGAUUGAGCUGGAGACCGGAAGCGAAGAAUCGGCGCCAGCGGAAAAAUUGUGAAGGCGGUGCAGACGAAGAGACGACAGCCGCUGGAGUCUUUAGAGUGAGGAGGAAUGUGGUGAUUGUUAUUUGAAGUUUGCGUAAAUACGAUCGCUAAUGGACAUCCGAUUCCCUUUCUCUCCGGCGGAAGUCGCCAAAGUCCGCUGUGUUCAAUUCGGCAUACUCAGCCCCGAUGAGAUCAGGCAAAUGUCCGUUGUCCAGAUUGAGCAUAGUGAGACUACUGAGCGGGGGAAGCCCAAGGUUGCAGGCCUGAGUGAUCCUCGGUUGGGAACAAUUGACAGGAAAAUGAAGUGCGAGACUUGCACUGCGAACAUGGCAGAGUGUCCUGGCCACUUUGGACACUUGGAACUUGCUAAGCCCAUGUUCCAUAUAGGGUUCAUGAAGACUGUACUUAGCAUAAUGAGAUGUGUUUGCUUCAAUUGUUCUAAGAUUCUUGCAGAUGAGGAAGACCAUAAGUUUAAGCAAGCCUUGAAGAUAAGGAAUCCAAAACACAAACUUAGAAAGAUCCUGGAUGCUUCCAAGAACAAGACAAAGUGUGAAGGAGGGGAUGAAAUUGAGGUUCAGGGUCAAGAUGGUGAAGAGCCAGUUAAGAAGAGCCGUGGUGGAUGUGGUGCUCAGCAGCCAAAGAUUACUAUUGAAGGUAUGAAGAUGAAUGCUGAGUACAAGGCACAGAAGAAGAAAAGUGAUGAUCAGGAGCAGUUGCCUGAACCCGUUGAGAGGAAACAGACACUUACAGCAGAAAGAGUUCUUAGUGUUCUCAAGCGAAUAAGUGAUGAGGAUUGCCAACUACUGGGGCUGAACCCUAAGUAUGCACGUCCAGACUGGAUGAUCCUGCAAGUACUUCCGAUUCCACCACCACCUGUGAGGCCCUCGGUCAUGAUGGAUACAUCCUCCCGCAGUGAGGAUGAUCUUACCCAUCAGCUGGCAAUGAUUAUUAGGCACAACGAUAAUCUAAGACGACAAGAACGGAGUGGGGCUCCUGCACACAUCAUAUCUGAGUUUGCACAGUUGUUACAAUUUCACAUAGCCACAUAUUUUGACAAUGAGUUGCCGGGACAGCCAAGGGCCACUCAGAGAUCAGGGAGGCCCAUCAAAUCAAUAUGCAGUAGGCUUAAGGCUAAAGAGGGUCGUAUUAGGGGCAAUCUAAUGGGCAAACGAGUUGACUUCUCUGCUCGUACGGUGAUCACUCCUGAUCCCACUAUCAACAUUGAUCAACUUGGAGUACCAUGGAGUAUUGCCUUGAAUCUCACCUAUCCUGAAACUGUUACUCCGUAUAACAUUGAAAGGUUGAAGGAGCUUGUUGAGUAUGGGCCACAUCCUCCUCCUGGUAAAACAGGUGCAAAAUACAUUAUAAGGGAUGAUGGGCAGAGACUUGACCUCCGCUACUUGAAGAAAAGUAGUGAUCAUCACCUGGAGCUUGGUUACAAGGUUGAACGACAUUUGAAUGAUGGAGACUUUGUUCUUUUCAAUCGACAACCCAGUCUCCAUAAGAUGUCAAUUAUGGGUCACAGAAUCAAGAUCAUGCCAUAUUCAACUUUCCGCUUGAACUUGUCUGUCACUUCUCCAUAUAAUGCCGAUUUUGAUGGCGAUGAAAUGAAUAUGCAUGUGCCGCAGUCAUUUGAAACCAGAGCUGAAGUUUUGGAGUUAAUGAUGGUGCCAAAGUGUAUUGUUUCUCCUCAGGCCAACAGGCCUGUCAUGGGAAUUGUGCAGGACUCACUCUUAGGAUGCCGCAAAAUUACAAAGAGGGAUACUUUUAUUGAGAAGGAUGUUUUCAUGAAUAUCCUAAUGUGGUGGGAAGAUUUUGACGGGAAAGUGCCUGCUCCAGCUAUUCUGAAGCCCAAGCCGCUCUGGACAGGAAAGCAAGUUUUCAAUCUCAUUAUACCAAAGCAGAUAAAUUUAAUUAGGUUUUCUGCUUGGCAUAGCGACUCAGAGAAAGGAGCCAUUAACAUUACCCCUGGAGAUACAGUAGUCAGAAUUGAGAAAGGAGAGCUGCUUUCUGGCACUCUUUGCAAGAAGACACUUGGGUCAUCUUCUGGAGGACUGAUUCACGUUAUCUGGGAAGAAGUUGGUCCUGAUGCAGCAAGGAAGUUUCUGGGACACACCCAGUGGCUUGUGAAUUAUUGGCUUUUGCAGCAAGCUUUUAGCAUUGGGAUUGGAGAUACAAUUGCCGAUGCUUCUACAAUGGAAAAAAUUAAUGAAACAAUUUCAGCUGCAAAAACCGAAGUGAAAGAACUUAUUAGGAAGGCGCAGAAUAAAGAUUUGGAGCCUGAACCUGGAAGGACUAUGAUGGAAUCAUUUGAGAACAAAGUGAACCAGGUCCUGAACAAAGCUCGUGAUGAUGCCGGAAGUAGUGCACAGAAAAGUUUAUCUGAAAGCAAUAAUCUCAAGGCAAUGGUCACUGCUGGAUCAAAAGGGAGUUUCAUUAAUAUUUCACAAAUGACUGCUUGUGUUGGACAACAGAAUGUUGAGGGAAAACGGAUACCAUAUGGCUUUGUUGACCGAACAUUGCCUCACUUCACAAAGGACGACUAUGGGCCCGAAAGCCGUGGGUUUGUGGAGAAUUCAUAUCUCCGUGGGUUGACUCCGCAAGAGUUCUUUUUCCAUGCAAUGGGUGGUAGGGAAGGUCUCAUUGAUACUGCGGUGAAAACAUCUGAGACUGGAUACAUACAGAGGCGACUGGUGAAGGCUAUGGAGGAUAUAAUGGUAAAAUAUGAUGGUACUGUGAGGAACUCAUUGGGGGAUGUGAUUCAGUUCCUUUAUGGGGAAGAUGGAAUGGAUGCUGUCUGGAUUGAAUCACAAAAGGUGGAGUCACUGAAAAUGAAGAAACCUGACUUCGAUAAGUUCUUCAAGUACGAAAUUGAUGAUCCCAAUUGGAGACCUAAUUACAUGUUGCCCGAACAUGUCGAGGAUUUAAAGAACAUACGGGAAUUGCGUGAUGUGUUUGAUGCUGAAGUUGCAAAGCUUGACGGAGACAGAAAGCAACUUGGAACCGAGAUUGCCACCACUGGUGACACUUCCUGGCAUUUGCCUGUUAAUCUUGCGAGGCUCAUAUGGAAUGCACAGAAGACAUUUAAGGUUGACACAAGAAAGCCUUCAGAUAUUCACCCAAUGGAGGCUGUUGAAGCUGUUGAUAAGUUGCAAGAAAGGCUGAAGGUUGUCCCUGGUGAGGAUCGAUUGAGUGUGGAAGCUCAAAAAAAUGCUACUCUCUUCUUCUCAAUCUUGCUCCGUAGUACGUUGGCAAGUAAGAGGGUGCUCCAAGAAUACAGGCUCAGUCGUGAAGCGUUUGAUUGGGUUAUUGGUGAAAUAGAAUCUCGUUUCUUGCAAUCAUUGGUUGCUCCAGGUGAAAUGAUUGGUUGUGUUGCAGCACAGUCUAUUGGGGAGCCUGCUACUCAGAUGACUCUCAACACAUUUCACUAUGCUGGUGUUAGUGCAAAGAAUGUCACCCUUGGUGUCCCCAGGUUGAGGGAAAUCAUUAACGUAGCCAAGAAAAUAAAGACACCUUCUCUUUCUGUUCUUCUGCAACCAGAAUGGAGCCAGACAAAGGAGAGGGCUAAAACUGUCCAAUGUGCCCUGGAGUAUACAACCCUGCGAAGUGUUACACAAGCUACCGAGGUUUGGUAUGAUCCGGAUCCCACAAGUACAAUUAUUGAUGAGGAUGCUGAUUUUGUGAGAUCUUAUUACGAGAUGCCAGAUGAAGAGGUUGCACCUGAAAAGAUUUCUCCUUGGCUGCUUCGUGUAGAGUUGAACCGUGAAAUGAUGGUUGAUAAGAAACUAAACAUGGCUGACAUUGCUGCCAAAAUCAACCUCGAGUUUGACGAUGAUUUAACUUGCAUCUUCAAUGAUGACAAUGCUGAGAAGCUGAUUCUCCGUAUCCGUAUCAUGAAUGAUGAAGCCCCUAAAGGCGAGCUUACUGAUUCAUCAGCUGAAGAUGAUGUUUUCCUGAAGAAAAUCGAGAGCAACAUGCUGACAGAAAUGGCUCUGAGAGGUAUUCCAGAUAUCAACAAGGUCUUCAUCAAGCAUGGCAAAGUAAGCAAAUUUGAUGACAAUGACGGCUUCAAAACGGUGGAAGAGUGGAUGCUGGAUACUGAAGGUGUCAAUCUGUUGGCUGUCAUGUGUCAUGAAAGUGUUGAUGCCAAGAGGACAAGUAGCAAUCACUUGAUUGAAGUUAUUGAAGUGCUGGGAAUUGAGGCAGUUCGUCGUGCACUUCUUGAUGAGCUCCGGGUCGUUAUUUCUUUUGAUGGAUCAUAUGUGAAUUACAGGCAUCUUGCUAUAUUGUGUGAUACCAUGACAUAUCGUGGUCACUUGAUGGCAAUUACUCGGCAUGGUAUCAACAGGAAUGACACUGGACCUAUGAUGAGGUGCUCGUUUGAAGAAACUGUUGACAUCCUCCUUGAUGCUGCUGUAUAUGCUGAGUCGGAUUAUUUGAGGGGUGUGACUGAAAAUAUCAUGCUAGGUCAGCUUGCACCUAUUGGCACCGGAGGGUGUGCCUUGUAUCUGAAUGAUGAAAUGUUGAAGAAUGCCAUUGAACUGCAGCUUCCCAGUUAUAUGGAGGGUAUGGAGUUUGGGAUGACACCUGGUCGUUCUCCAAUAUCUGGAACUCCUUAUCAUGAGGGGAUGAUGUCUCCAAACUACUUGCUGAGCCCAAGUCUACGCCUCUCGCCUAUCUCAGAUGCUCAGUUUUCACCUUAUGUUGGUGGUAUGGCAUUUUCCCCUGCAUCAUCACCUGGGUACAGCCCAUCGUCUCCAGGCUACAGCCCUUCUUCUCCAGGAUACAGUCCGACAUCACCUGGAUAUAGUCCGACCUCGCCUGGGUACAGUCCCACUUCGCCAGGUUACAGCCCCACUUCACCAACAUAUAGUCCCAGUUCUCCUGGGUACAGUCCAACAAGUCCGGCCUACUCUCCAACAAGCCCGUCUUACUCCCCUACCUCUCCGAGCUAUAGCCCUACAUCCCCAAGCUACAGCCCCACAUCCCCGAGCUACAGCCCCACGUCACCGAGCUAUAGUCCCACAUCCCCGAGCUAUAGUCCUACUUCUCCGGCGUACAGUCCUACUUCACCGGCGUACAGUCCUACUUCACCGGCGUACAGCCCUACAUCACCAUCUUAUAGCCCGACCUCUCCUUCCUACAGCCCUACUUCACCUUCAUAUAGUCCUACGUCUCCGUCCUACAGUCCGACGUCUCCUUCAUAUAGCCCCACUUCACCUGCAUAUAGCCCCACUUCGCCCGGGUACAGCCCGACAUCGCCGAGCUAUAGUCCUACGUCUCCAAGCUAUAGCCCGACGUCGCCGAGUUACAAUGCGCAGUCAGCAAAAUACAGUCCUUCACUUGCUUACUCACCAAGCAGUCCCAGAUUAUCCCCUGCUAGUCCUUACAGUCCUACAUCUCCAAGCUAUAGCCCUACUUCACCUUCAUAUUCACCUACGUCUCCAUCAUACUCCCCAUCAAGCCCAACCUACAGUCCCAGCAGCCCGAGUGCAGGGUAUUCACCAAGUGCACCGGGGUACUCACCAUCAUCUACAGGACAGUAAAUGUGGCGAGAAAGGCAAGAGAUGGGUGGAACACAAAUAGAAUGAAUGGACUUGGGGGUUGCCUCAAGUGAACUGGAAUACAAGGGCAGGGUUUCACCUUGACUCUUGUAUUUAACGUGAUCAUGGACAUUGGUGAUUAACAAUAAGAGAUUGGAAGAGAAAAUGAGGGGCUUUUAUUUUUCUCCUAGUGGAAUUAAGGAAUGGAUGAUAAAUACAAUUUGACUGAGUAGGAGGGAGGGACAGUUUGGCAAACUCAAAAGUUUGGUUUCUGUUGCUUGUAUUAUCUGAAGCCAAUUGCCCAUUUGAUUUUUGUAGCGGUUCUGGCGUUCUGCAAUCAAGUCAGAAGCUGUGGUGGAGGUGAUUGAAAUCAUUUGCCAAUUGAGUAAAACUAAAACAGUAAGCUGUGGUUUGGUUUAGGGAUGGCAACAAAACCCAAAUUCACGGGUACCCUACACGAUCCAAUCUGGUCAAUGCAGGUAAAAUCUGUGUUGAUGGGUUUCGGGUCGGGAUCGGGUUUAAACUCGUUAAACUUUCACCGGGUUGGGUUUGGGUUUAGGGAUACUCGACCCAUGGAUACUUGCUCACACUUAUUACGUCGUCGACUCUCUCCAAACUCUAUUGUAAUUCUAAUUUUUCCCAAUCUAAUUUACAAUUUGUAUGAAUAAUUUUGAUUUGUUUGAAUUUUCUAGACUAUAUGAAGAAUUUGUGAUUUGUUUGAAUUUUCUAGACUAGUGUUUUAUGUAUGGAUAAUUCGUAUGUAGAAAUUGAUGUUUGAC